UGACGCCUUGGCGUCUAUCGACGUCGACACUAUUCCGCCCCCAGAGGCUUGGGACAGCCACGUUCACAUUGUGGAUGAAGAUCAAUUCCCAUUGCAUCCACUACAUCCCUUCUGACCCAAUAAAGCCCCGUUAUCUAGUCUACAGGCUUUUCACCGCAGCUUGGGUAUUAAGCAUGCAUGCUUGAUUGCAUUCUCCGCCUAUCACACAUAUUACAUUUCCAUUCUGAAUGCACUCUCACGCCUUGGUAAAGGCUGCGCAGUGGCUUAUAUCGAUCCGAAUACCGUAUCGGAUGAGGUGUUGCAACAGUUACACAACGCUGGCGUACGCGGUAUCCGCCUUAAAAUGCGCACCCGGGGUGAUCCGCUGAACAAGGCUGCAAUGAUAGCAGCGGCCGGCCAUGUGUGGCCCUUUGGAUGGAUCAUUCAGGGGUAUAUCGCCUUGGAGCAAGUGUGGACCAAAGGGGGCGGCACAUAUCGGUUUCCUAGUCUUCCCGACCUCGAUGAGUACGUAACCGACAUAUUGCUAACGGCACUAGACCGAAUAGUCUGGGUGACUGACUGGCCGCGCAGCGCAGGCAUGGAGGCCAACCCAGAAGGAGAUCGCAACAUGGUGCAAGUAUGCCGGAAUGUUGAUGAUACGGCAUUCAUAACUAGAGGUAGAAAGUGGUACCAAGACGUCGAAGGCGGCACUGGAGAACUAUUGGACCGCAAGUUCUGGGUAGAGAACCCAAAAAAGCUGUGGCAGUGGGAUGACGACGAAUGAGAAGGCCUUGAACA
Messenger RNA from Aspergillus caelatus, 777 nucleotides. RefSeq lists its product as uncharacterized. NCBI's taxonomy places the organism in Eukaryota, Fungi, Ascomycota, Eurotiomycetes, Eurotiales, Aspergillaceae. The record is from RefSeq and is a predicted model, not a curated record. The transcript has a single exon. The annotation marks the transcript as partial.